AGGAGGAGGAGGAGGAGGUCGGAGCUGAGCGUGUGUGUCUGCCGAGGCGACCAUGGAUGACUUCACCACCAGGACGUACGGCACCAGCGGCCUCGACAACAGACCUCUGUUCGGGGAAACGUCGGCACGGGACCGAAUCGUCAACCUGGCAUUGGGGGGAUUCACGUCUUUGGUUGUUUUAGUUACGGUGAUCAGCUCGUUUGUUUUCCCCUCGCUGCCGCCGCGACCGCUCAACGUCUUCUUCGCGGUGUGCAUCCUGUUAGCCUGUGGAUCCACCAUAGUGCUGAUAUUCUGGUACCGGCAGGGCGAUCUGGAGCCUAAAUUCAGGAACCUGAUCUACUACAUGCUGGCGUCCAUCGUGCUGCUGUGUCUAUGUGCCAACCUCUACUUCCACGACGUCAGGUAAAGGCAAGGGAGCGAGGAAGAGGAGGAGGAGGAAGGAAGGAAGAAGAAGAAGAAGGGAAGACAUGGGGGCGACAAAGAGAGAAAGAGAAAGACCGUCCAAUAAAAAGACACAUAUAUAUAUAUAUAUAAAUAUAUAUAUACGACCAAAUCAAACUAAAAACUCAUCUCACACUAACUUGAAUGACUGGCAGCAGACUGGAGACUCUCGGACCAAAAGAAAAGAAAACCAGUGAGACUUAAUGGUUCCAGUGGGAUGAAAACUGUCAGACUCGUUUGUUUCGGUGCUGAACACACGAUGAAGAAGAUGCAGAAUCACAACGUGGUGUUUAAACGAGGAGGCGAGGAGCGCUUACAACUGAUGAUGGAGCAACACGUUAAAGGAAGAAUCUGCCCUUUUGUGUCUUUUACAUGUUUUUCUUUUCUCUUCAACUUUCGGAUGAACUAUAUUUAUAUCUUUAAACAUCCGUCAGAAAGAGAGAGGGCUCCGAAAAUAUUGUUAUAAGAACCAAAUGUUCCCUCAAAACUUCAGAUAAAACAGCGUCUCUCUUUUUUAACAAACCUGCUUGUGUUAAAAAAAUAAGGAAAAAGGUGCGUUCAGGUCCACUCUGUAAUUCAGAAAACAUCACCACAUUAUUCACCAUAUCCACAAUUAUUUUGGUUAUUUUCUUAAUGAAUUAAUCAGUUGUUUGUCCCCAAAUGUCUCAAGAUGAUCAGAAAAAUAUUCACAGUUAAAAAGCUGUAAAAUCAGAGAAUUUGGACGGUUUUCUUUUAAUUUAAGUCGCCAACGAUAAAUUGAUAAAUUUUUAUUUGUGUGUUAAAAACAGGUAUGUUUGACGUUUUAUGCUUGAAAAAUUACUUAAAUUAUUAAAAUAGUUGCAGAUUAUUAUUAUCACUAUUUCUCAUUUUGUCCAACUAACAGUCAAAAUCCCCAAAUGUUCAAUUUAAGUCUCUAUUUGAACAUUUAAGAGUCUUAAAUUCAGGAAUACUUGAGUUUGUUUUGCUUGAAAACGUCAAAUAGUGAAUUCUGUUUUCUGUUAAUGAGUCAAAACAGGACAAUAAGUUAAAUUAAAUUAAAGGUACGUCACACCUAUUUGAAGCUUUUUUUAAAGUGGAGCUUGUGGUUGACAUUACGAGUUUACAGAGACGACCUGAAUGCACCUUGUGUGUGUGUGUGAUUGAAUGUGUGAGUGCGUGUGUGUGUGUGUGAUUGAAUGUGUGCUUGCGCGUGUGUGUGUGUGUGUGUGACAUCAUCAUGACGCUGUGGUUGAACUCCUCUGUGCACCGUCUUGAUUCAGGAGGAGGAAGAGGAGGAGCUCCAAAACUAUCAUCAUCAUCAGCUGAUUUGUAUCCUCGAGGCCACGUUGGACUCCGGUGGAUCCUCUCUCUCUCUUUUUCUCUCUCUCUCUCUCUUUUUUGUGUGACUUUAAUAACUGACGAUUAUUACAUUAAUUUUUUUUGACAUUUUUUUUUUUGCUCUCAAACUGAAUCACACAAGUCUGUUUUCACAUGUUUUAAACUUUUUUAACGGGGCGGAUUUUUCCUUUAACCAGGAGGAAUAUUAACACAGAGUGAAGCAGAACUAGGAGGUGAUGAACCUUCCUCCUCUUCCUCCUCCUCCUCUUCCUCCUCAGUACUGUAGACUGUAGCUGACACAAACAGCAUCAGGGGCUUCGUGGCAAAUAUAUGCAACAGUUUUUCUUCUUGUCUUCCUCUCGCUGCUGCUGCUGCUGCUUUUUCCUCCUUUUUUUCUGCUUUUGCGGCUUUUCUGACGUCUGAUGGUCGAAUUUAAUUCCCAAAAAUCAAGCCUCAACUUUAAGAGGAUUAUUUUUUCUUUUGUUUUUUAGAAACUCAUUUAAAUUUAAAAUGCUGAAUCACACUGACUGACUGCCAAUUAUUGCACUAGCUGAAUUUAUACACAUUUUUUGUCUAAGCCAUAAACACACACACACACACACACACACUCUCUCAGGCUCGGCUGUAGCACCAGUAAAAAUGAGCAGGAGCGUUUCUUUUCUUCCUCGUGACUUUACACACUGAAGCACAAUUUUUUUAACGUAUCUACAAUCUAAAUAAUCAGAAGAAAAAAGAUUUUUGGUGUUUUUUUUAAGGGUCUAUUAAAGCUCAGCAGCACGAUUACAGGGUUAAAAACAACAACAACACUCUGAAGUCUAAUUUAGCUGCUUCAGUUAAAGGAAAAACACACCAAACAUACAACAUGCAAUUAAAUAAUAAAUAUAUAUUAUAAUAAUAAAAACAAAAAAGGCACCUCAGCACUUAAAGUGGAUGUAUUGGACCAAAAAAAAAAAAAAAGGUUUUCUUGAUUGAAUUGCCUGGUUAAAAAUGUUUAAACAAAAAAUAUAUAUAUUUAAUUAACUUAUUAUAGAAAAGACAAAGAAACACGGCAGAUAUUCACUUUUUGCAUUAUUAUAAAAAAUAAAAAAAGGCUUAAAUCAUUUAGUUUUUCUGUCAAUUUACUAAAAUUUAAGCAGUACAGCCAAGAAGUCAUUAAAUAUUACCUUUUAUAAUCAUAUUUAUCACAUUUAUAUAAAUAUAUAUAUUUAUCUGCACCAAUCAAACUUCAGGUUAAUUCAUGCAAACUGUCCAAAGAAAACUAAACUCACAUUUAUUAAUUAUUAGAUCUUAAAGGAAGAGUCCGACUUUUUUUUCUUUUUCUUUUUCUUUAGUCUCUCUCAACAAUUUCUGACUUAAAUAACUCACAAAUAAAUUUCCUUAAAUAGUUUUUGGGCACGCUUAAAUUCAUCGUUAAGCUUUUGGUCUUUUCAUGAAAAAAAAAAAAAAAGAAUAAUGUUGGACUUUUCAUUUAAUGUCGUCUCUUUAUUUUAAAAAACAACAACGUUAAACUUGCUGUGUGACGUCACCAAAAACACGAUUUUUUUCGGGGUGUCGAAUUUCAAACUGAAGUGUAGCUUUGAAGAAAAAAAUUGUACUAUUUCUGUCUUUUUUCUUUCCUUCUUUCUUUGCUGACUGUAGCUUCGCUCGUUUACAGAUGACCUGCAUCAGUGGACGUACGGUAAAAACUGACAGCGACUGUUAAACACAAAUAGCUCCGUGCUAAAACAAACUGCGGGGGGGGGGGGGAAGAGAGGAGGGGUAAUAAAAACAUUUUUAAACAACAAGCCCCGUCCUCUACGAGAGGAGUCGACAACCUCGCCACGACUUUAGGAUUGUCUCAAAGCCAUGUUGUUCUUUUUUUUUUAAUUUAAUAUUUUAUGGAAUAAAUAAUUGUGUAUCCUCA
This is a messenger RNA of Scomber scombrus (Atlantic mackerel), 3661 nucleotides long. Its product is annotated as transmembrane protein 243-like. Bases 53 to 406 code for a protein of 117 amino acids. Lineage: Eukaryota; Metazoa; Chordata; Actinopteri; Scombriformes; Scombridae. The record is from RefSeq and is a predicted model, not a curated record. The transcript has 4 exons.